Molecule: messenger RNA, 1317 nt
Organism: Cydia splendana
Lineage: Eukaryota; Metazoa; Arthropoda; Insecta; Lepidoptera; Tortricidae
Gene: stas
Product: transmembrane protein 41 homolog
Exons: 5
Coding region: 171-1094 (307 amino acids)
Cellular component (GO): endoplasmic reticulum membrane
Source: RefSeq, a predicted model, not a curated record
CCACUAAACACUAAAUAAAUUUGUUUCAGUUUCAAUUCAAUACUUUCAAUCACAUUGAUAAAUUUAACAGAAGAAGCAAUUUUCUUGUUUUAUACAACAGUAUUUUAGCGUCAUAUUUAAUUAUUAUUUAUUACAGUUCCUUAGAAUACUUAUAGUGAAGGCUAGAAAACAUGGAUAAUAAUAUAACCCAUAGGAGAAUUAGACGACGAGGUGAAUUACCUAUGCAAGACCCAAAGGUUUCCUCUACGUCCAAUGGGGAUCGUCCUUCUAUCCUACGAGCAGAAAUACCCAAUACCUACGUCUACCGCCUACCUAUUCCAAAUUCCGUUCCUGGCACGCACACUCCUGGUACAAGUGAUAUAUCUACAUCUAAAGCUUUAAUUUUAGUCUUGAUAAUUUUUACCUCUUCACUGUUGGCUUUGGGACUUCUAUAUAGACAAUUUCCGGAUUUAGAAAAAGAAGAAAGACAGCAUCUAAAAUUGCCAUGGGACCUUGAUGAUGCCAAGCAGCUCGGAUUGGUGUUGGAUCGCUACAAGGACAAGUACUUCUACGAAGUAAUGAGCGGUGUUUUUCUAAUUUACAUAUUCUUGCAAACUUUUGCAAUACCUGGGUCCAUAUUCCUCAGUAUUCUGUCCGGGUUCCUGUUCCCAUUCUACCUGGCUCUAGUCAUGGUGUGCUGCUGCUCUGCAAUUGGAGCCAGCCUCUGCUUCUUCCUGUCCAAUCUUCUCGGGAAAAAGCUGGUGAAGAAGUUCUUUCCAGAGAGAGCUGCGCAAUGGGCAAAAGCUGUUGAAAAGCACAAAAACAAUCUGCUCAACUACAUAAUAUUUUUGAGGGUGACACCCUUCUUACCCAACUGGUUCAUCAAUAUGACAGCACCCGUUAUAGGCGUGCCUCUAGUGCCAUUUGCUGUAGGAACAUUUAUUGGUGUUGCUCCUCCGUCUUUUGUAGCAAUUCAAGCUGGGCAGACUCUCCACACCCUCACAUCCACAAGUGAUGCCUGGUCUUGGACCUCCAUCACUGUCCUGAGUGUAUUUGCUCUAGUAUCACUUAUUCCAGUGCUACUCAAGAAUCGUCUACGAGAAAAGUUUGAAUAAACUUUAUAGAAAUGUGAUUAUAACAAAGAUGGGAUGAAUUGUGGUUUGUUGAUUUCAAUGGAACUUAGUGACAUACCAUUAGUUUUUUUAAUAGUACAGUUUAGCAAUUGUUUUUUGCACAUUCCUGGUUGAAUGUUACUUCCUAAACGGUAAAUAUUUUUAAAUAAUUUAUUUAGGAUGGCUGGUUUAAUUUAUAAAUGUUAAUAAAUGGACUUUCUUAUAA